GGGCAGGGGAGGAAGGGGAGGACCCGGGGGACAGGCGCUCACCGCCGCAACGGAACGAAGGGUCUGGGAGAGACGACGCUCUGGUCCCCAGGAGGGCAAGACGAGAUGCGGUCCCCAAGGCAGGGCGCCCCCAGGUCGCAAAUGAGGAGAGUGCGCUUCUCCUUCCGCCCCCAAGGAGCGGGGGACGGAGCCGCCGGGGAACUGGCUGCUGGGCCUUAUUCGGCAGCCGACGAGGUUCAGGAGCUCAGGGCUGGACAGGCUGGGACUGGGGCGGAGUGCGACCCCGGGGGUUGCUGGGCGGCGCCGACCCCCGUGGAGCACAGAACCGAGAAACUGCGGAAACGUUCCGCAAGGGGGCGCCGCGUCCGCGCGUCGGGGGCCCCUGACUCGAGCGCUCCUUCCUUGGCGGUCCCCCUCGGUGAGCCUCACCGUCGCCUUGGAGACGGACGCUCGGAUUCCGGGAGCAAGUUUGCUAAGGACUCUAGGAGUUCCUCUCCACCGUAUCUUAGUUUAAUAAAUGAUUUUUUCAAGCCAGAGAAGCUAAGCAAGUCAGAGAUGAGGUUUAAAGAAAAGGCAGUGGUGGAAAUGACAAAGCUGAACAACCAAAUAAAACAAGCUCAAAGCCAGCAAGAGUCACUAAUGGAGGAAACCAAGCAGCUAUAUGCUGAGAAGUUACUUGUCCAGACUGAAAACAAAUUCUUCCUGGAAUAUCUAACCAACAAAACUGAAGAGUAUAGAAUGCAGCCUGAAAAGCUGUGGAACAGCUAUUUACAAAAAAGUCAGGAGAUUGAACAAAGGAGACGAGACUAUGCCUCCAAAUAUGCGAAACAAACUUCAGUGUUUAAAAGGGAGCUUUUGCAGAAGGAAAAGAUCCAAUGCAACUUAAAGCAGCAGUUGCAGACACUGAGGAAAAUUUCACUGUUAAAGGAGAAACAGGAGAGAGAAAUCCAGAUAUUACAGGACGAGAAAAAGAAAACCCCAGCUGAGACAGAUGCCAAGAAACAGGAAAUCCAGGUCCAGUUACUCCAGGAAAAAGCAUUUCUAGAGAAACAACUGAGUGAGCCAGACAUGGGGCAGUUGGGAAAGAGGAAAAGAAAGGAGCUUGACGGGAAGGCCCAGGCCUUGGAGUUGGAAGCAAAGCAGUAUACUUUUGAGUUCUACCGUGGCAUCAGGAGAGAGAACCGGGAGUUACGGAAGAAGUUACUGCAGCAAACUCAGCAGUGCCAGGAGUUGCAAGCUACUAAAAGCCAGUUAGAAAAUCAGAAGCAGCAGCUGCAGCUGGAACAGUGGUAUGUGGAGGGCUUAAUCCGGGCGAGGCAACGAUUGCAAAGAAGGCGUAAUUGGUGCCCAGGACAGGAUGCUCCAAGGACCACAUUAACACCUCUGAGUACCAAACCAAAGAUUAAUCCAAACCAAUUCCUAAAAUAACACUGCGUAAAUAAAGACUGGAGCAAGUAUUCUUAUAAACCGAUGGCUGCAUAAACUUAGUUAGGAAGGCUUUAGGAUCUCAGAUUGCUAUGGCAAAGUAUCCAUCAUGAUGUGUUAGUGUGAAAUAUUAGGUGCAUUUUUCCAGCAGUACUGCUGGAUAUUUGUGCCACCAGCUUCCUUUAAUUAGAUUUUUCCUUAAUUAGAUCUUGUUAAUAAAUGGGAUGUUCCUCAAAUCUCUAGAUAACACCAUUUCCCAAACACCAGUACAUUAAACUAGCUCAAGAGACCACCUGGAGGUAGUGAAAGGAAGACAGUGGUGUGAUUUAUUUCGUGUGGCCAAGUUAGAUUUCUAAGAGUAGCAUUUCAGAUUGACUUUAUAUAAUACCUUCCUCUCUGUAAACAAACUGCUUAUCCUCAUGCCUCCUGGCCAGCUCCACACAGAAAAGGGAAAGUGAUCAAAAAAAAAAAAACAAACAACAAAAAAAAAAAGGCAAAGUGCUUUUAAGGUCUUUUUCAAGUUUGCACCACUGACCAGGCAGCUGCUUCUAUAGUUUUGUCAAGAGUGGAAAAGUAAUUUAAGCAAUAUGUUCAUUAAGAGCUAGGCAAAAAAAAAAAAAAAAAAAAAAAACACUGGGCAGAAUGACCUUUUGUCUAAUGCUCAGCCCCUACAAUUUUAGCUUUGAGUAAAUUAAGGGAAGAGCAGAUAUUAGGUCAACUCUUAACUUUUGAAAAACCUUUUCUGUCAAGAAAUACAUCUAGCAUUAAUGAGGUAACUGAAUGCCUCUACUUAUUUCAGGAAAAUAUGUGAAAAACGUUUUAAAAUAUUGGGACAACUGUAAAGAGUCUUGUGCCGUCUAUUUCCCUAACAACAUUCUGAAUUCUAAGACAACGAGUAAGAUUACUUAAAUAUAAGUACUUCAGGUUUAGGUCACUUCUACAUUUUCUUACUAUGUGUGUACCUGAUAGUACAUUUUGAAAUGCCUUUUAUAAUUAAAAGUGCCUUAUAUUUAUGUCUAUUGAGAAGAACAAGCUUUGUGCAGUGGCAGUAUCCAUCAUAGCCAAAGAAGUUUAUUGCUAAUUUAGAAGAACUGGAAAUAAUAUUUUUAAUUAGUAAGACUUUUAUGGUAGUUUUUAAAAAUUUUUUUGCACUGAGGACAUAUAGACGGUUAGACUAGUUAUUUAUUUGCAUGCUGAAUCCUAGUACAGAAAUAUAAUCCCACAUUUUAACAUUGCUCCUCUAUGGGAAAAUAAAGUCAACUUUAUGUAAUCCAGAAAUUGUCAGUGAUUAAAAACUUCAAAAUAA
Messenger RNA from Canis lupus familiaris (dog), 2731 nucleotides. Its product is annotated as coiled-coil domain-containing protein 121-like. NCBI's taxonomy places the organism in Eukaryota, Metazoa, Chordata, Mammalia, Carnivora, Canidae. The transcript has 2 exons. The record is from RefSeq and is a predicted model, not a curated record. Bases 106 to 1428 code for a protein of 440 amino acids.